AUGGCGGCCCCGGAGAGCAAGUCCAUCAAGGACCUCAACGGCAAAUGGACCUUGGUACGUUCACCACGCUGCCUCCCCCCCCCCUCCCCCGCCUCGCCCGCUCCCGCUGAACCGUUGUGGCGCGACGUGAAGAACAAGGACCUCUCCGACUCGGCCGACCCCGGCCUGCAGAUCCAGGGCCUCGGCUACUUCCUCCGCAAGGGCAUCGGCAUGGCCAGCAUCACCAUCACCAUCAAGCAGUACGAGGGUCCCCCCAAGGCGCCCUCCACCGCCGACGGCAACUUCACCCACAUCGACCUCGAGUCGAACGCGUCCGGCCUCAGCUCCACGAGCGAGUUCCGCUGCCUCGACGGCGUCUGCCGCGAGCACACCGACUGGAUCUUUGGCAAGGUCAAGGGCCAGUCCGGCUGGGUCUCGGUCGACGAGCUCGACGACGACUUCCUCAAGAAGGGCUGGCUCCCCGAGGCCCAAGGCAAGAACCUGAUCAAGACGCAGGCCAUCAGCCAGGACAACGGCUGGACUGCCACCCAGGUCUGGGGCUUCCAGGAGGUCAAGGGCGAGAGGAGGUACUGCCGCAACAUCGUCAUCCAGAAGGGCGACCAGCGUGCCGAGUUCCGCUUCGUCUACAACCACUGCCCUGAAUGA
Messenger RNA from Drechmeria coniospora, 645 nucleotides. RefSeq lists its product as uncharacterized. The transcript has a single exon. The record is from RefSeq and is a predicted model, not a curated record. Bases 1 to 645 code for a protein of 214 amino acids. Lineage: Eukaryota; Fungi; Ascomycota; Sordariomycetes; Hypocreales; Ophiocordycipitaceae.